Molecule: messenger RNA, 598 nt
Organism: Melospiza melodia melodia
Lineage: Eukaryota; Metazoa; Chordata; Aves; Passeriformes; Passerellidae
Product: hemoglobin subunit beta
Exons: 3
Coding region: 85-528 (147 amino acids)
Biological process (GO): oxygen transport; hydrogen peroxide catabolic process
Cellular component (GO): blood microparticle; hemoglobin complex; haptoglobin-hemoglobin complex
Molecular function (GO): organic acid binding; haptoglobin binding; peroxidase activity
Source: RefSeq, a predicted model, not a curated record
CCGGGCAGCGGCUCCCCAGCGUGCAGUCCCCGGGAGCCAGAGCCUGAGUUCCUCCGUGCGACACGCAGCCCUCCUGCCGACACCAUGGUGCAGUGGACAGCUGAGGAGAAGCAGCUCAUCACCGGCCUCUGGGGCAAGGUCAACGUGGCCGAGUGCGGCGGCGAGGCCCUGGCCAGGCUGCUGAUCGUCUACCCCUGGACCCAGAGGUUCUUUGCCUCCUUCGGGAACCUGUCCGGUGCCACCGCCAUCGUCGGCAACCCCAAGGUGCAGGCCCAUGGCAAGAAGGUGCUGACCUCCUUCGGGGAGGCCGUCAAGAACCUGGAUGGCAUCAAGAACACCUUCUCGGCGCUGUCCGAGCUGCACUGCGACAAGCUGCACGUGGACCCCGAGAACUUCAGGCUCCUGGGUGACAUCCUGGUCGUCGUCCUGGCCGCCCACUUCGGCAAGGACUUCACUCCCGAGUGCCAGGCUGCCUGGCAGAAGCUGGUGCGUGUGGUUGCCCACGCCCUGGCCCGCAAGUACCACUGAGGAGCCGCGGCAGCGCGCAGCACCCGCUGCCCGACCGCUUCUAACAGCCAAAUAAAGCUCAUCCUGUGAA